UAGGAAAGCUCCUAAGUUAUUGGGGAUUUGGGUUUAGACUUCACGAGGACUGUAGAUUGUUUCUUUUCAUGUCAUGCUAUAUUUCAGCAGAUAACCUUCAGUUUCUGCUGCUGACAUAAUAAAAUGCUUUAUGAAAUGAGGAAGAUCCCCAAGUCCAAUGCAUGGAACCUACAUAUCUCAGCCAUCUUCUGCUUAUCUCUGCUUCACAGCUGCAUCCCCACAGCACAAACUGUUAACUGUCCAGAACCAAAUGUUUCCAAUCUGAGAACAUUAUCAGGAUUUCAUGGUCCAUACACCCCCAAUUAUGUUGUAAUGCUUGAGUGUGAACAAGGCUACUCACUUGAAGGAUCCAGCACAUUAGCGUGCAAUUCUAAUGGUCAGUGGGAACCACCCUUACCUCAAUGUUUGCAAAUACUUUGCCCAAAGCCAGAGAUAACAAAUGGGAGCGCUAAACUUGAGCAUGGGAUAUAUAUUGACACCCCCAAGAAAUCUGGCUAUCUAUCCAAUGCAAGCUUAGCCAUUGUGUGUAACCCAGGAUAUGUUGUUAAUGGAAGCAAAUGGAUAACAUGCUUAUCUAACAGUGAAUGGUCUUCUUCGUUACCCACAUGUGUGCCACGUGUUAGUUGUCCUGAACCUAAUGUGUUUAAUGGAGAAAUCAAAGAAAGAACACCAUUAUACUUCCAGGAUGGAAUAGAAAGAGGGUACAGAGUGAUGGAAGCUGUGAAAGUGAAGUGCAGUUUUUUGUACAGUAUAAAAGGAGAAAGUACUAUAGUUUGUGGCCCUGACUUGAAAUGGCAUCCCCGAGUUCCCAUCUGCCAGAGUCUGAAGGACUGUCCUUAUCCAGAUAUUGAAAAUGGAAGAAUAGUUCUUAAAAAUCGAAAGGAGUAUAUUCCUGAAAUAGUCGGUCACUCCUUCACCUGGAAGGAUACUGUCAAAGUACAGUGUGAUCCUGGUUUUGCUAUGCAUGGAAGUGACAGAAGCAUCUGUAAAUUUUCUUGGAAAUUGCAUUGGUCACCAAAGCUUCCUGUGUGUGUACCUGAUUGGUGGUAAAAUGGUUGCAUGAAAAGUCAAAAUACCCCAAGUUUGCGACGCUCAUACCUUACACCACAGAGACUGGCUAAGCUGCGAUGUAGAAGUUAACGGCUGUCCUGCUACAAACCUGGUUUCAAGGUUUGCUAUUGCUUCAGCAUGUUCCAUGAAGGAUCAGCUCUUACCAUUAAACCCGCUUGUGAGUACAGUGUUGGCGACUUCUGUGGGCGGCAGCCAAGUUUGGGAAGUUCCCCCUCUGCUUCGUGGUGCUGGCCUGGUUGUGAAAGCGGCAUAUGCGUGUGCUGAAGAUAGUCUGUGCUGGGGAUUCUGCGUUUUGUCUUUCGCUGGUUCUGGAGAUCAGCUGUUCCAGGGAGAGAGACAAUCUCUGAGUUCUACGAUGUCUCUGACCUAUUUUGAAGCAGGCUAAUUUGGACAAUCAGAAUGGAACUAUAUCAGGUCUCUUCACAACUGACUUUUAUAUAGAGGCUUGGAUGAUAUAUUAUUAUUUAGACUUUUAUUCUCCUUUUGCUUUAGAGUUUAGCUUCCUUUUGCCUACUACCUACACUAUUGCCCACAUAAACAGAAAGCUGGAGUGAGACAAUGUAGACUGUAUUAUUUAGAAACCUCUUAGUCCUUUGCGGGCUUGCGGAUAUGGAUUAACCCUAUAUUCUUAGCAUUUCACCAACAGUGGGAACACUUGCUUCAGUAAUAUAUUGGGUUCAUUUUCUAUGAUUGGGUUAGUUGUUAACAAUCGUUACUUGUUUUUUUUUUUAUAUAGCCAAAUAUUACUUUAGAUUAGUAGGCUACAAUGGUGACCCUUUAUUCAAUUUGUAUACUAUGCCAUGUUAAAGGGGAACUUGAGGGAUAUAGGGCUUAGAUGCUUUCAUAUCUGUUAGACCUAUAUUAGUUGAGCUAUUUGCAUAACUACAAGCCACGCAUAAUGGAGCUUUAAAUUUAAUAUCUCUUUAUGUGAGAUACAAUUGCCCUAUUCUGCACACUGGAGGGGAGUCUUGGUUUGUUUACAACUCAUAUACAACUAAAUUAUGCGCUUUUACAGUUUACUCUACUAUAUUACUUUGUCUCUUCCAAGAUUCUCAGUCCUGUAAAGUAAUUCUAUAGGCAGCUGAAAGUGGAAUCUGCACAAAGUCUAUUUAUGCUUACCUACCUACAUUAUUGAGCUAUAGAUAAAUGCAUGGUUGCCUUUCUUAUAGUUUUACAUGAGAUUGUGGCUUUGGGUUCUUGAUAUUCCUAUUUUAAAGAUGUAAGUUUGUCUGCUAUAACAUAGUUUGUUGGAUAGUUGACCUGAUAUAACUCAUAUACUCAUUUAUAUUGUUGGAGCUUUACUGCCAGAUUUUACUAUAGCAGUCCUGGUAUUUAUUUAAUUUGUUUGAUAAGCAUCCCUAUUCGUGUAAAGCUUUAUUGGUUAAAAAUAUGCUGUUGAUAUGAUAUCUCCUGCUACAUUAUAUAGCUCUACUAGGUCAGCAGCCACAUGUACUUCCACAUAACUAUAGAUAACCCUAUCAUGUGUCCAUAAGAUUGGAUAUGCUAGGGACAAAGAAUAGCUUAUGGUUAGGACCUAUCUAAUCUUUAAUUUGAUGGAUUCUUUCACUGCCGUUGGGUAUAGGGCCCAUGCCCAAUUGCUGGAUCACAGUAUAAUCUCCCUUUAUUAGGGUGUUAGUAUAGUUAGAGUUAGGUUCUUAACUAAAAAUGGAAUUGGCCUGACUUUAUUUGUAACAGGACUGCAGAUUUUAUAUUUUAACAGUUAGAGCUCUAUAGUACUUUAGUUAACAGCACAUAUAUAACGUUUUUCUUAUCCAUAAUUGGUAGCUACCUCAACAGCUUUCAACUGUUACACAAUAACAAAAUCAUAGCUAUUUAUUUGGGACAAUAGAUUAUGGGUAACUUUAGGUUGGCAGCUUCACAAUUUGCUGGCAUUGUGCAGUGUAUAGCAAGACAAAACAUCUAUUUUAGUUUAUAUCAGGAGCCAUAUAGGGAACCUUGGUCGAAUCUUACUACGCCAUAGGACUGAUCUCCGCCCCCCCAUUCCCUUUUUCCUUCCCCACUUUCUUUUUGGGGUGCCCUGACACUGUGGAACGGUGUUAGGUGUCCCCUUGAGUGGUUUUCCUUGUAGUAUACCGCAAUCUGGAAUUACCCUUCCCUUCUAUGUUUUAUUUCAUACCCUUUUCUAGGAAGCCCUGCUAUGUUUAGGUCCACAUUUGAUAGUCCCUUUGUACUGUGGGCUUUAGUUGGAUGUUUAUGUUAUAUAUCAUUCUGGGCUAAUAAUAUGUUAAUUAUCUCUUAGAUAUCUUUUUCUGGGAGGUCCUGAUGUGUUUACAUUUAUAUUUGACAUUUUUUUGUUUUGUUUUUUGCUACGGGCCUCAAUUUGAGAUUUGAUAUUUGAUAUUUAUGCUUUCUAUCAUACUGGGUUAAUUUAUGUUAUAAAGCAAGAAAAAAUGUAAAAUUGAGAGGUUAAGACUCCUUAGUAUGUAUUCCAAUUGUUUUGUGAUGUUGCAGGUAUAUUUAACAAUAUGUAUAAUUUGUUUGUUGUACUCUGUAUUCAUGCAU
Bombina bombina (fire-bellied toad) is the source of this 3594-nucleotide messenger RNA. RefSeq names its product complement receptor type 2. The record is from RefSeq and is a predicted model, not a curated record. The transcript is spliced from 7 exons. Lineage: Eukaryota; Metazoa; Chordata; Amphibia; Anura; Bombinatoridae. Bases 124 to 1050 code for a protein of 308 amino acids.